Molecule: messenger RNA, 2776 nt
Organism: Oreochromis aureus
Lineage: Eukaryota; Metazoa; Chordata; Actinopteri; Cichliformes; Cichlidae
Gene: cep68
Product: centrosomal protein 68
Exons: 9
Coding region: 410-2455 (681 amino acids)
Source: RefSeq, a predicted model, not a curated record
GAGUUCAGUUACAGUCACGUACCGCAAGAAAGAUCGAUUCGCAUUUUUUUUAACCUUAAUUUUAUGUGUUUCUGUAAUUACUACUUACUUUUGUAUCGUUGAAAUGUGUCUUAUACCAAAUAUAUCGAUUUAUAAUAUAUAAAUCGACAUUUACUUUAUAAGGCACAACCUGGGUGCUAAUAACACUUUUUUGAACAGGCUUGUACUAAAUUACGGAUAUAACGACUGCAGCCUACAAGGAGGGAGGCUGAGGACAAAGCUACAGCGGAUGGACGCUUCGAGCUGAGCUACGCUGAGAAAUGCGGGCUCCUGUGUGCCACAACUGAGCAGCAUGAUGUUUGCUGCUAAGAAAACCCUGUACAGAAAACGCUUCCUCAAUCUUUCAAGUUGACAAGUCUCCUUUUCUGCAAUGGAAGCACAGGUAUGCCGCCAGCGCUGGAAAUUAAAUCACAGAGAGCUACAGAGCAAGAGAUGCUCAACUACAGAAGUCACUGAAAGAGUCAAGAUAAAAAAGGGGGACAAAGAAGAGCCAUACAAAGGUGUUACCAUGGCAGCAACCUCCAAGUAUCUGACAGGCAGGCAAUAUCUCACUAGGAAGCCUCUGUUUUCUGUAGAAGAGCAUGUGUCUAUCUUAAAGAAGACACGUCCACAGAGGCUCAUGGAAAAGGAGAAACAGCAGGACAGAAGUGAACAUCAUAAUAUUACAUUGUUGACCAAACCAAGAGUGGAGCUCAUCCCACAGAGACUUAGCCUGUCUCCCAUUGAAAUAUCACUUCCCUCUACCUCUGAAGAAGACCUCGGCUCACCCUUGGGUGUUUCAGAGCUGCACCAUGAGGACUCCACUACAUUUGGAACAUCUUUCCCUGUCAACAGAUUGGCUCAGCAGAGCCUCGCAAGCUCUAACUUUAAAGUCUGUGGACUUGACCUUCCUCUGAAGCCCAGACUGACCUCCACAGUCCUGUAUCCUACGUACACCCCCUGUUCAAACAAACGAGCCCAAGCUCAGCGUAUGAUAGAGAGCUGGAGGGAGAGAAAACUGUGUUCUUUCAACUAUAAAGAGAUUCCCAAGUCUCCCUAUCAGGCAGACUACUGGGCCUGUGCCAUCCCUGAAACUUUGCCCCCAUCUCCAGACAGGCACUCUAGAGUAUGGGAUCCAAACAAGGAGUACCAGGAACUGCUGGAUUACACCUACCCACUAAGACCAAGACAGGUAGACCGUAAAUGGGACAGCUCCAAGAGCCUUCAGGAUGACAGCCUUCAGACAGACCUCAACCUGGAGGACUCAGGAAUUGCAAUGGGCCACCCAUGUAGUUCCACCAGCCUGCCAGGGUUGGACAUUUCAACAAGUGCAAGAGGACAGAGCAGUGAAAGAGUCAUUCUUAGCUCGAAUGUAAUGUCACCUGACCGGCAGUUCAUCACUAGAUCUUCAGGUGAACCACUCUCCCUGCUUUCUUUGUCCUCGGACUGUCUGGACUGCAGUGAGGAUGGAGGGGAAAUAAAUCCUAUCAUUAGUGAUGGUCUCAAUUAUCAGCACCAUAUGCGAUCCACAUCUACCUUUUCUGCUUUCAUACGCUCUGAAAGUGUACUUCGACAGUCCAGGUGUGUGUAUGGGGACCUGGAUGAGGAAUUCCGACCUCUUCCAGACCAGGUGGAGGAGCUGCAGCUCCUGUCCAGACAGGUGAGGGAGAUGACAGCCCAGCUGAGCUGCCCUGUCACAGCUAACUGGGACUCCUUGGAACCAUGCACCACCUCCGUCCCCUCUUCUGUUACCUUGCCAGGAAAACAGGGGCCCAGGGUUGAGGAGGAAAGGACUAAAGUCAAGGAGCUCCAGGAGGACAAACAAGACAAAAAAGACUUUAAAAAGUGGAGCACAGAGCACAAAAGUACUCCUCAGACAGCAGCGAUUCACGUAGGGCAUGCUGGGGGUGGCCUGGGUCGCCCUAGUCUCAAGAAGGCUGAGACUUUGGUGGACCGACUGUGUGGGCUCAGCCUGAUUGAUAAUCCAAAGGAGAGCUUGGAGGGCCAGGAGCAGAGUGACUCUCUGAUGCAACACAUCAAGGUCUUCUGUUCUCACCUGGAGCUGCUCAUCCAGCAGCUGAAUGUCGUGUCAGAAAAGAUGGAGCUGCUGACUGCACCCACUGCGGACGUGGAUCGUGGGAAGUCAUCUCUGGCUGAGUACCAGAGCUUUCAGAGAGAACUUAGCAGCCAUCAGCCGCUGGCCUCCUGCGUUCUGCAUACAGGACAGCUACUCCUCAGCUGCAUCAACAGCACCUCUCCAUUUUUAAGAGACACCUUGCUCCUGAUUGAGAGUCAGUCAGAAAUGCUGCAGGCCCACAAUGAACACUUCUUCUCCUCCAUCCUGUCUGGGCUGACCCAGGCUGUCUAUAGCAAUCAGGCCAGUCCUGUCCAACAGAGCACAAAGGAGCGUUCCUUAGUGGUCCAGGAGUCAACUUAACAGACCUCAACGACAGUUGAGCAGACCUCAUGGCACGUCUGCAUCACAAAUAUAAAUAUUUGGUGUUGUUUCUGUCUAAGAACUCUGCUUUUGAUACAAGGCUCUCAUUUACUAUUCACAGAAACCACCAGUUCCUUUUUCACAUAAGCCUUCAGGACCAGCACAGAGCUACCAAAACAUUUUGCAAAAAAAUGUUCUUUUGUUAGUCUUAAUAUUGCACUACUUUUUCUACCUAUACUUAAUAUCACAUUUGUGUUUUCAAAGACAUGUUUUUAUCACAGAAGUCAAAUUAAAAGUCUGUUAACCAUUUAUUUUUAAAAA